This is a messenger RNA of Perognathus longimembris pacificus (Pacific pocket mouse), 5810 nucleotides long. RefSeq names its product DEAH-box helicase 8 (gene Dhx8). Gene Ontology annotation, biological process: mRNA splicing, via spliceosome; spliceosomal complex disassembly. Bases 61 to 3783 code for a protein of 1240 amino acids. NCBI's taxonomy places the organism in Eukaryota, Metazoa, Chordata, Mammalia, Rodentia, Heteromyidae. The record is from RefSeq and is a predicted model, not a curated record. The transcript has 23 exons. Gene Ontology annotation, molecular function: RNA helicase activity; ATP binding; RNA binding. Gene Ontology annotation, cellular component: intracellular anatomical structure; catalytic step 2 spliceosome.
GAAGUAAAAGCUGUAGUUCCGUGUGAGCGCCGGCCGUACGGAAAUAGGAGAAGCGUCGCUAUGGCUGUGGCUGUGGCCACCGCGGGAAUCCUGAUGGGCUCGGAGCCAGGCCCUGCGGAAGAGCUCGCCAAACUCGAAUAUUUGUCUCUGGUGUCGAAGGUUUGCACGGAACUGGACAAUCACUUAGGGAUCAACGACAAGGAUCUAGCUGAAUUUGUGAUCAGUCUUGCUGAGAAAAAUACCACCUUUGAUACAUUUAAGUCUUCUCUGGUAAAAAAUGGAGCAGAAUUCACGGAUUCUCUUAUUAGCAAUCUACUUCGACUCAUACAAACCAUGCGCCCUCCAACAAAGCCUUCUACUAGCAAAGAUCCAGUUGUUAAACCCAAAACGGAAAAAGAAAAGCUGAAAGAACUCUUCCCCGUCCUUUGCCAGCCAGACAACCCUUCUGUUCGGACCAUGCUGGAUGAAGAUGAUGUGAAGGUCGCCGUGGAUGUCUUAAAGGAACUGGAAGCCUUAAUGCCCAGUGCAGCAGGUCAAGAGAAGCAAAAAGAUGCUGAGCACCGGGACAGGACGAAGAAGAAGAAGCGGAGUCGGAGCCGAGAUCGAGACCGUGAUCGUGAUCGAGACCGUGAUCGAGACCGUGAUCGUGAUCGAGACCGUGAUCGAGAACGAGAACGAGAGCGAGACAGAGACAGAGAGCGAGACAGAGACCACAAGCGGAGACGCCGAUCCCGCUCUCGAUCACAUUCCCGGACCCAAGAGAGAAAUAAAGGGAAGUCUAGAUAUCGGUCCAGGAGCAAGAGUCACAGCCCCCUCAAAGACCGGAAGGACCGGGACAAGUAUGGGGAGAGGAAUCUGGACAGAUGGCGGGAUAAGCAUGUGGACCGCCCUCCCCCUGAGGAGCCAGCCAUCGGGGACAUUUACAACGGCAAAGUUACCAGCAUCAUGCAGUUUGGAUGCUUUGUACAGCUGGAGGGACUAAGGAAGCGGUGGGAAGGCCUGGUGCACAUCUCUGAGCUCCGGCGGGAAGGCCGUGUGGCCAAUGUGGCUGAUGUGGUGAGCAAAGGCCAGAGAGUCAAAGUCAAAGUGUUGUCCUUCACUGGGACCAAGACCAGCCUGAGCAUGAAGGAUGUUGAUCAAGAGACGGGAGAAGAUCUAAACCCAAAUCGACGGCGAAAUCUAGUUGGGGAGACCAACGAGGAAACUUCAAUGCGGAAUCCAGACAGACCCACUCAUCUCUCCCUUGUCAGUGCCCCUGAAGUAGAGGACGACUCUCUGGAGCGCAAGCGCCUCACCCGCAUCUCUGACCCAGAGAAGUGGGAGAUCAAACAGAUGAUUGCUGCCAAUGUCCUUUCCAAAGAAGAGUUUCCAGACUUUGAUGAAGAGACUGGCAUCCUUCCUAAGGUGGAUGAUGAUGAAGAUGAGGACCUUGAGAUUGAACUGGUUGAGGAAGAGCCUCCAUUCCUGAGAGGUCACACCAAGCAAAGCAUGGACAUGAGCCCCAUCAAAAUUGUUAAGAAUCCGGAUGGCUCCCUCUCCCAGGCUGCCAUGAUGCAGAGUGCUUUGGCUAAGGAACGGCGGGAACUCAAGCAGGCUCAGCGAGAAGCAGAGAUGGAUUCUAUUCCCAUGGGACUCAACAAACACUGGGUUGAUCCUUUGCCUGAUGCGGAAGGCAGGCAGAUUGCUGCCAAUAUGAGGGGCAUUGGGAUGAUGCCCAAUGACAUUCCUGAAUGGAAGAAGCAUGCUUUUGGGGGCAACAAAGCUUCUUACGGGAAAAAGACUCAGAUGUCAAUCCUGGAGCAGAGGGAGAGCCUGCCCAUCUAUAAACUGAAGGAGCAGCUGGUCCAGGCUGUGCAUGACAAUCAAAUCCUAAUUGUUAUUGGAGAGACAGGAUCUGGGAAGACAACGCAGAUCACCCAGUACCUGGCAGAGGCCGGCUACACUUCUAGGGGCAAGAUUGGGUGUACUCAGCCAAGAAGAGUGGCAGCCAUGUCCGUGGCCAAAAGAGUAUCAGAGGAAUUUGGUUGUUGUUUAGGUCAAGAGGUAGGCUAUACCAUUCGGUUUGAGGACUGUACCAGUCCUGAGACAGUCAUCAAGUACAUGACGGAUGGCAUGUUGCUCAGGGAAUGUCUCAUUGACCCUGACCUCACUCAGUACGCCAUCAUCAUGUUGGAUGAGGCCCACGAAAGAACAAUUCACACGGACGUGCUUUUUGGGUUGCUGAAAAAGACAGUUCAGAAACGGCAGGACAUGAAGCUGAUUGUCACCUCAGCUACCUUGGAUGCAGUGAAGUUUUCUCAGUACUUCUAUGAAGCACCCAUCUUCACCAUCCCAGGUCGAACUUACCCAGUAGAAAUACUGUACACAAAGGAACCUGAGACAGAUUACCUGGAUGCCAGCCUCAUCACUGUUAUGCAGAUCCACUUAACGGAGCCACCAGGUGAUAUCUUGGUCUUCUUGACUGGUCAGGAGGAGAUCGAUACUGCUUGUGAGAUCCUGUAUGAAAGAAUGAAAUCCCUGGGACCUGAUGUUCCAGAGUUAAUUAUCCUACCAGUGUACUCUGCUCUUCCCAGUGAGAUGCAGACCCGGAUCUUUGACCCAGCUCCUCCUGGCAGCAGAAAGGUUGUGAUUGCCACCAACAUCGCGGAGACCUCACUGACUAUUGAUGGCAUCUACUAUGUGGUAGACCCUGGGUUCGUGAAGCAGAAAGUUUACAAUUCUAAGACAGGGAUUGACCAACUUGUGGUGACGCCUAUUUCUCAGGCUCAAGCUAAGCAACGAGCUGGCAGAGCUGGGAGAACCGGUCCAGGGAAGUGUUAUAGGCUGUACACAGAACGUGCCUACCGAGAUGAAAUGCUGACCACCAACGUGCCGGAAAUCCAGAGAACCAACUUGGCAAGCACAGUACUGUCCCUCAAGGCCAUGGGCAUCAAUGACCUGCUGUCAUUUGAUUUCAUGGACGCCCCCCCAAUGGAAACCUUGAUCACGGCCAUGGAGCAGCUGUAUACACUAGGGGCCCUGGAUGAUGAGGGCCUGCUCACUCGCUUGGGUCGCAGGAUGGCAGAGUUCCCUCUGGAACCAAUGCUGUGCAAAAUGCUCAUCAUGUCUGUGCAUCUGGGCUGCAGUGAGGAGAUGCUGACCAUUGUAUCCAUGCUGUCAGUGCAGAAUGUCUUCUACAGGCCCAAGGAUAAGCAAGCCCUAGCAGAUCAGAAGAAGGCCAAAUUCCACCAGACUGAAGGGGACCAUCUCACCCUGCUGGCCGUAUACAACUCCUGGAAAAACAAUAAGUUCUCCAACCCGUGGUGCUACGAGAACUUUAUCCAGGCCCGUUCCCUGCGCCGGGCCCAGGACAUCCGUAAGCAGAUGUUAGGCAUAAUGGACAGACACAAGCUGGACGUGGUGUCCUGUGGCAAGUCCACAGUCCGAGUCCAGAAGGCCAUCUGCAGUGGCUUCUUCCGUAAUGCUGCCAAGAAAGACCCGCAGGAGGGUUACCGGACCCUCAUCGACCAGCAGGUGGUCUACAUCCACCCUUCCAGUGCACUCUUCAACAGACAGCCAGAAUGGGUAGUGUAUCACGAACUGGUGCUGACCACAAAGGAGUACAUGCGUGAAGUCACCACCAUUGACCCCCGGUGGCUCGUAGAGUUUGCCCCAGCCUUCUUCAAGGUCUCUGAUCCAACCAAGCUCAGCAAGCAGAAGAAGCAGCAGCGACUCGAGCCCCUAUACAACCGCUAUGAGGAGCCGAAUGCCUGGAGAAUAUCCCGGGCCUUCCGGCGGCGCUGAGGGGCAAGCUUAUCCACUUGCCCAUCCUGCAGCAGUGGCCGGGGCUUAGCCUUCCUCUUGCUGAUAAGAAGCUGGUGUGGAACAUACAGCUGUCCUGUGACUGCAUGUCUUAGUGGCAUUUUCUCACACGUGACUCUUCUUCCCUGGUGUAAGCUUGGCAUUGACCAGAACCUUCAACCCACACAAGUUUGGGGGUUACUUGGAUUUCACAGCCAGCAUGAGGACACAUUACAUCAUCAAGAAAAGGCAACUUAUACAUCCCUAGGCUAGGAAAAGGGGAGUAAGCAAGUGCGUGACACAUGACAGACCAGCGAGGACCCUGUUGCCCCCCAGUUGGUGCUCCCUGGAGGAGAGAACCACAGUGCUUGUUCAUUUCCUGCUCUUACCCUGCCCAUCCUUUAGCUUGGCCUCCUAGAAUUAUUUAUUUUUUUCAAGGAAACAAGAAGGUGAUUCUGUUUCUUUUUGCUGAAAGGUUAGCAUCUUGGCUUGGAAUCAGGAUGAGGACAAACCCCUGAAACCAGAGUCUAGCCUUUGGGGUUUGACAUGAUGCCCAGCAUAGACCUUUCAGCCCUGGAGGAGUGAGCCCAGCCCUGCCACAGGCUUCACUCUGGCACAUGAUGGUUUAGAUGCCACGUGUGAACAGAGGCUUUCCCCUCCCAUUUACCACGUGUAUUAUGCCUCAUUUCUUUUUGAAAUAUCCAACUAACACAACUUGCAUUUUAUUUUAGUAUUUUUUCCCCUGACAUCCUCAUGGACUUGAAUUAGGGGUUUUCAAGUCAAAGCCUUCCCUCCCCUCCCCUGCCCCAAGAGGAAAACAGCUAGUUUGUGCUCUGGGGCUAUUCUUAGUUUUUAGUUUGUUUUUUUCCCUACUAUUUAGUUGUGAAAUGGCCACCUCCUAGUGUGCCCCUGCAAAGCACGUGAGGAGACCCAGCAAGUCCUACUGGGCCAAGUUGUAAGACUUCAGAAGCCCCUGAGAAAUUGGGGUCCCACUGCGCACCUCUGUAUGUUAGUAAACUCUAAAAUUACCUAACUACUAGCCUUGUAUGCCCACGACUGCACUGCAUUCUAGGGUAUAAAGGAAUGUGUGUGGUCCCUGGCAGAAGAGAAGUCACCCUAAAGACAGUUGAGAGACUCCAAGGGAGAGAAUGUAGGCCAGGAAGCGUGCUGACUGCAGAUCCCUGGCCCUUCAUUAAGCUGAGUGAGCUCCUCAGUGAGCCCAGGCCAGCAAUGAAGGGCCAGCACGUCGGCAUCCUGGAAGGCCUUGUGAAGAGAUGGUGCAGGACUGCCAGCGGCAACUGAACGGGGCCCAGUACUCCAUUCCUGUCUUUAUUCCUGCCUAGAUCUCCCUGAUCUAGAGCAGCCCCUGGCUAUGGCAACCAGACCUGUCCUCACUAUGCCCAGCACUGACCCUAUUGGUGCCUAAGGAGAUAAGGUUUUAGGCUGAGAUUGAAAGGGGCUGUUUAGUAGGCCAAAGGGAGGGGAACAACUGGACAGCUUAUCCUUCGGCUUGAGGUGGGCAAGAUCCCCGCUCUGUGGGUGUUUUCCCCCAUAGGGUUGAAGUCCCUUCUCUGCGAUCACAAUGUGCUUUUGUCCUCAGAAUAGCCUUGUUGGCAGCAGAGUGGAGGCUGCUCUCACGUAAUGGGACCAGUUGUUCCCAAGACUGACAGCCCACAAACGUGGGGUGCCUGUGCACACACAGCUGGAGUCUUCUAGCCAUUGGAAUAUAGUUUCCCCUAAUUCAGCAGGAUCCUAGCUCACGAUGCUGUUUCCUGCCCUGAACAUGUGCAGUCUCUGUGCACGAGCUGCCCCCUUGGGACACAGCAAGCCCUGCUGCUCUGCAGGCUCUUCUGCCCACUGGAGCACCUCCUUCAACCUGUUUCCUCUGGCUGGUGGCUGUUGCUUUCUCAUCAGAGCAGUGUCCCUCCACGUUUGAAGAAUUGAACAGAGCUCUGAGUUGCAGCUUGUUAAGGAACAGUUGAGAACAGAGCAAAUGGCUUAGCCUGUGGAAAGCUUUUUUUUAAUGGACU